Rotaria sordida is the source of this 993-nucleotide messenger RNA. The record is from the annotation of a GenBank genome assembly. Lineage: Eukaryota; Metazoa; Rotifera; Eurotatoria; Philodinida; Philodinidae.
AUGAUGAAUACAACAACAUCAACUAAUAUUACUCAUAUUUCUUCAUUUCAUUUCGAAUAUUAUAUAAUCACAUGGAUUAGUACAUUAAUUGGUACAAUAUUUUCAUUCUUAUGUUUACUACGUUAUUUUCGUUAUAAUUAUCAACGAACACAGUUAACAUAUGUCUAUUAUUUUUCAAUUGGAUUCUCUUUAGUUUUAUCUCUAAUAAGUACACCAUUAUAUACGUUAACGGACUAUUUUUCAUCGAUACUACCAAUAAUGUCUGAGCAUCGAUUUCGUUUAUUAUAUAAUUUUAAUUUAAUAGCUUUUUUUGUUGCAUCAGCUGGUAUUGGUUACUCAAUAGCAUAUGCAAGUAUAGAACGAACAUUUUUUAUAUUUUAUUCUCAAAAUAUACGACUAGCAUGGAUAAGACAAUUUACACCAUUUUUAAUUAUAUUUUCUUCAUGUUGUGUAAUAAUAACUUUAUUUAUUCUUUUAUCAAAAUGCCAUUUAGAUGUUUCAUUAUGUUUAUUAGGUUAUUUCGAAUCAUUAAAACUUCAAUUAAUAUGGUUUUUUUUACAAUUUUUAAUUCCAUUUAUAUUUAUGUUAAUAUCUAUUUUAUUUCUUAUUUAUCAUAUUGAAAUUCAUACAAAUCGUAUACGAAUGUCAUUAAAUCGAAAGCGUUCAAAAAAUAAAUUUCAACGUAUUCUUAUUCAUUUAAAUAUAUAUAAUACAUUUUAUAUAUUAUCAAUAUGUCCAAUUAAUAUAUAUUCAUUUAUACGAAUAUAUAUGAAUACAAAACAUCGAUUAAUUGAAACAAUUUUAAUUAAUUAUCUAUUUAUAACACUUCAUUGUUAUCCUAUAUUAAUAUUUCUACUUACACAAGUUAAACAACAACAACAACAACAACAACAAUAUCGAGUUAAAUUUUAUCAAGAACAAAAACAAUCUCCUUAUAUUAUAAUAACUCAUCCUUCAAUUGAAUUAGAUGAAUAUCAGCGAACUCGAUUAUAG